CUACUUUUCUCUCUUUUGGUUUUGCGGUUUUUUGACAUGGCCAAAAUGGAUUAAUGCCAAUCCCAUUCAUUUCAAUAGAGUAAGAUGAUUUGAGACGCAACUAUUUAACUUUGAAAUGAAGUUAUUCCACCAAAUUUUGUGCUAUAUCCAAAUCACAUCAAAUUGACUCCAACUUACGAUAAACUAAGAAGUAUUUCGUUUCCUCUGCCGUUGUAUUGCGCAUACAGUAACAUUUCACAAUUUGGCUUUGGUAGUCAAUCAUCACAGUUCUUGUUUGUCUUUGUGUACAGUUAGUAGUUUUUCUGCCGUUGUCAAACCUGUUCGGCAAGCUGUAACACUUCCCGGUUUUAUUGCAGCUCAUCCGGAACUAACACGAGACAGCGUUAGCAAUUUUUUGAGAUACACACUCAGAUUGCAGGAUUGCGAUCAUCUCCGGAUAUUAUCUCGAUUUAUCCUCGUCACCGACAGGUUACACUUCGAGCCUUAUUAGCGAGCAUUAUAAGGCCGUACAUUGACUGACUUCCAAGUCGGGCUGUUUCCUCUACUGCGCUCAGCAGAGCGCAAUCAUUUCCUCUGUGUGUGUUGCAUAUUGUUUUCCUCCUCGAUGAAACGCUCAGCUGAGGCGGCCUCAGCGGAGUGUUACGCACUGACGCAUGCUUGAGUUCCUCUGAUGUUGUCCCGGUAUGACCCUUCUUACCUCACGGAUGCUUUUAAACUCACAUCGUUUUUUUUGGUUUCAUUGUCUCGUGCUCUCUAGUUCGUCUCUUUGUUUAGCAUCCACUAUGGCGAAUCGUCUGCGGUGACCACAAAUAACGGGAUCUAACCGAUCAUAAAACAUUUAAUAUCAAGAGAUCACAUGACUUUAGUUAAGGGAAGUUGUUUUCUCGAGAGAGGAUGUCACAGUCAUGUGAGAGCGAGGAAUGUGCUGCGUAACAAGCCUUCGGACAGAACUUUUGGACACUGAUUCACACUCCAAAGUAACGAUGGCUUUAACCGAUUAAUCGAGUUAUUUUUCUAGUUGGGCUUCAGGCGCCACCACUUGUCACUCCGAUGUAGUUCCUUAGUGUCAAAAUGCUAGCAGUUGGUGCUGAAGAUCUAUUUUUCUCUCUGGUGCCGUCUUGUUGGAUCGUGGAAUGACUCGGCGAGUAAUUUCCCAGUGAACAGGUCAAUUUAUAAGGAGUCAGCACAGGAACACCGUGAUACUAUUCCUGUUUGUUUACAAAACACUUGAGUCCAAAUCAACUCUGAGCCUUCAUUUUCCCGACAACGGACCGAGGAAACCGUCUUCUCAUCUCGUCUAAUUCUUGAGUCCAUCCUCAGUUCUGUCAGUAGCACCGGGGUGGUGCCUUAGGGGUUAAUCUCUCCCAGUCACAGAGUUGUUGUCCUCAGCGCCAGAUCCAGCGUGUGCGCGCCGUCCAUUCCACAGCUUGCCUCCGAUCCCUGCGCAUAGUGCUCGAGUGAAAAGCCCACAUAGGGGAUCCUUUGUUUAGGAGAGUCUAGGCAUGGAAGAUAAUUUACAAACCGCUAAGGUCCUCACGCUAUUGGCUGAUGAGCCCCCUGUCUGCCCCUCGGGAAAGGCAUCUCGUGUGUGUGUGUGUUUGUGUGUGUGUGUGUGUGUGUGUAACCUUCAGCUGUGGCAGUGUCUGGCUACCACAGUCACCCUUGUCAUGUCAUCCAGAAGCUUGCCCAGUGCUCUGUUACUGUCGCUUGUCUUUUGAAGCAAAGCAAGAUGGCCACCAAUACCUUCUAGUGUGUGAGGAAAGGGUGGGGGGUGGGGGGUGAUGCUGAAAACAGAGGGGCUUCCUCCCAGGGCGGAUAAGGUUAAAAAAAAAACUGGCUGUGUGUGUGUGACUUAGUGGUCUAGCUGCAGUGAAGCUCAUCCCUUGGAUUUAGCUGAUUGGAGUGCUUUAUUUGGAAGCUGGUUUUGAUUCAGGCUGAGGAUCUUGAGGGUGUUUGGCUUGUCGUUUCCAGCAGGUGGUUCCACAAAGUGGGUCGUUCAAUGGCAAAGGGGAGGCACAGAUGGAUGUCACCCACACGGCGGCAGAGGAGGACGAGGAGGAGGAAGGCCAUAUACGACAUACAAAAACUCCUCCCGGCACACUUCGCCGCAACCUGGACCUCGGCGGACGCCCGGCACUUAUUCAGCGAGAGCUCGGGUUGCAGCUGAGCAACAUUGCACUUCACCAACAACAUGUACGCUCUUCUGUGAAUUUCCACAACGGAAUUUCGGGAAACCCAACUAAACCUAACGGUGCUAAUGUGACCGGUGGGGGUCACGCUGAUCUGAAGUCAUAUCACAGGGCUAAGAUGGCCUUAGAGCCUCAACGGAGCGUAAUCGCCAGUAUCCCCUCUCAAAACGGACCCAAGACUCCCGACACGUCGGCCCCAUUGAAGAGGAUCAAACUGGAAGAGGAUGAAGAAGCAAUCGGCGCGCAUUUUAGCGACAAAGAUGAUGUCUGCGAAGACCCGUUGUCCACGUUAGCGGCGGUGGUUUGUCUGUCCGUCACGGAGAGACGAGGGCUACAGGAGAAACUCUUCAGCUCACGUCCUUCCGCUCUUCGGUCCAUCAAAACCGAACCGCCGGAUUUGCAUUUCAUCAAGGAAGAGUCCGAGGACUUGAGGAAUGACUUUUGUCACUCUCGGGGGAGCCUACCGAGGACUCCCCAGACGAUCAAAAGUGAACCGCCUUCAAAUGACCUGUUACCAAGCGUUCAGUCUUUGGCAGAGAAGAGGAAUCUUAGUUUUGACCAGGCUAUCGCCAUUGAGGCCUUAACUCAACUGGCAGCUAUACCUCAGCACACCCCGAUGUUUAUUAAAACCGAACGAAAGUGUGAACCUUCUGCAGUCGCCUUGCAAGAAACCUCAACGCAAGAAGCCAAACCCACAGCAGAAAUCCGCUACAACAAAGUUUCGGUCAUCAGCUCACCGGUUCACCAGACGUCGGUGAUACGCCCACCCGUGGCCAGACACGGUAACGUCAUCCAACGGUGCCAGGGCACGAGGCCGACCGAACGGGGCAACGGAGCACCCUGCAGGAGGCCGUACCAAACCUUCGGUUCUCGUGUUAUCAAGUCAGAAUACGACAACUCGGAUCCGAGCAGCGUAAAACUGGGUAAAGACCACGAGCGUCACUUUUGGGAGGACCGCGAGAGACCCAAGAUGAUGAGGAACCGAGACGAGGAGGAGGUGGCCGCCCAAUUGGCCAACUUGGCUUUCAUCAUCCAGUCCCGUCAGAGCCAGCUGCCCGGGGCCAAUCACGUAAAGGGGACUCCCGUGUCAGCGAUCAGAUACAACUACCACUCACAGUUAUCCCCUGGUCAGAAAAAGACCCCCGUAAAGAAAGCUAAAACAACCCCUUCAAAACCCAGGAAGAAGAAGAGUAACGAGGGACCACAGGAAGGAAUCAACCGCCGGACCCCUCUCUCAAAACGCAUGGCAAAUGGAGAUGCGGCUCAUCGAAGCAGAGGAAAGAAAACUCCUCUGCCUGGCAAAUCCGGUCCCCCUCAUAGGAGGAAUCUGUUCCUUCCUCAGGCCCAGAUUGACCUGAAGAGAUACCUGGCUGAAGCCCAGGAGGAAGCAAAGCAACUCGACCGUCACAGUACUCAGACUCACCACUACAGGACCAACCAGAGCCCGGACCCAGAGAACCAGCUUUUGUCAUUUGUGCACAACCCACUCCACCAACACAAUCCUGCCGCAGGACCGGGGCAGGAGAGGUGUUUGUCAACUCAGGUAGCGCAGCCCCGCGAAGGGCUGCCGUACGGUGCUGAUCCCAGGGUGACGCACCUCGGCCACGCCGCCGACCCUGGUCCCGCCGACAGCCUCUUUGGUGCUCGACAGUCUCCGCCUCCAAGCCAGCAAAGCUACUACAAGCUGGAGAGGUCGGGGCCUGUCACCGUCUUAUCUACAUCUGCCGACGGAGACGCGGGCCACUCGGCGGAGUCGACUCCAUCCAAGCACAGCGUCAACUGCUUCCUGGAGUCGCCCAUGGCUUUUCUGGACACCCCGACAAAGAAUCUGCUCAACACGCCCUCCAAAAAGCUAUCUGACCUUCCUUGCUGUCAAUGUGUGGACCAAAUCAUUGAAAAGGAAGAAGGUCCUUACUACACUCACCUUGGCGCAGGACCCAGUGUUCCAGCAGUGAGGGAACUGAUGGAGACCAGAUAUGGCGCCAAGGGAAACGCAGUCCGGUUGGAAGUUGUUGUCUACACUGGAAAAGAAGGAAAAAGCUCCCAGGGAUGCCCAAUUGCAAAAUGGGUGGUCCGGCGAGGCAGCGAGGAGGAGAAGCUGUUGUGUUUAGUGCGGCAGAGGCCGGGGCACUACUGCGACACCGCCGUGCUGGUCAUCCUCAUCCUGGCCUGGGAGGGAAUCCCGAGGGCGGUGGCGGACCACCUCUACCAGGAGCUCACAGAUACCCUCUUCAAAUACGGCUCGCCCACCAGCCGACGCUGCGCCCUUAAUGAAGAUCGGACCUGCGCCUGUCAGGGGUUGGACCCGGAUACCUGCGGGGCAUCCUUCUCCUUCGGCUGCUCGUGGAGUAUGUACUUCAACGGCUGCAAGUUCGCCCGUAGCAAAGUGCCACGCAAAUUUCGCUUGCUUGGUGACUACCCGGAGCAGGAGGAGAAGGUAGAGAAAAACCUUCAGAGUCUCGCCACUGACCUUGCACCACUGUACAAGUGCCUCGCUCCUGAAGCCUUCCAGAACCAGGUGGAGCAAGAGGAGAAGGGUGACUCUUGUCGGCUCGGCUGGAGGAAUGGACGUCCUUUUUCGGGAGUCACGGCUUGUGUGGACUUCUGCGCCCACGCUCACAAGGACAACCACAACAUGAAUAACGGCAGCACUGUGGUUUGCACUUUAACAAAAGAAGAUAACCGCGCGGUUCGGAAUAUACCGGAAGACGAGCAGCUCCACGUUCUCCCGCUCUACAAGAUCACCGACAGAGACGAGUUUGGUCGCGUCGAAGGGCAAUGGGCCAAGAUCCAAACCGGUGCCCUUCAGGUUCUGUCAUCUUUCCCGAGAGAGGUGCGUCUGCUAGCUGAGCCGGUGAAGUCAGCUCGCAAGAUGAGGCAAGAAGCUCGUUUGAAAGCUCAAGCCGAGAAGCUGGAGAAGAAGCUCGGCUUGAGCCCACUCACUCCCACUAAAGUCAAGCGAGAAACCCCCACCAAAGGUGAGCAACAUGCCCUUUACAACAAAGCAUCGCCUCGUCCCGCCAACGUGGACCGGUGCCAGGCCAGCACUUACAGUCCAAGCACCAGCAACUACCACCAACAGAGGGACCUCAUGUCACCCAACCACCACCAGCCCGGCUUCCCGUUCGGACCAAACCGCUCGGUCCCGCCGUAUCAGAGCACCGGCGACGCGGUGAACGGCUACCCCGCCGGCUUCCCUCGUACUUUUAAAAGUGAGCCUGGCGAGAUGCUCUCCCCUCCGCGGAGACCCUCGACUAGCGGGAGCGCCCCUCCGUCUUCCUCCUUCUCCCCUCAACUUACCUCUGAGGGUCUCUACAGCAGGCUGAACGGACUCCACGGCUUUGAGGAGGAAGUGAAGCAGGAGGAGGUGUGGUCGGACAGCGAGCACAACUUCCUGGACCACGACAUCGGCGGCGUGGCGGUGGCGCCCUCGCAUGGCUCCAUCCUCAUCGAGUGCGCGCGGCGGGAGCUGCACGCCACCACGCCCAUCCUCAAACCCGACCGCCGCCACCCCACGCGCAUCUCCCUGGUCUUCUACCAGCACAAGUCCCUCAACGAGCCGGGCCACGGGAUGGCCAUGUGGGACGCCAAGAUGGCCAAGAGGGAGCGGGAGAGGGAGGAGGAGGAGGAAGAUGAAAGACUGAGGAUGGAGGAAGGCGGGAGCGGGUUAGGAGGGGAGACAAAGGAGGGGGCGGGGUUAGACGGGCAGGAUGCGUGGAAGACCAGGGACAUCCCCACGCGGCAAACGUGGACACUACCGAGAGACGGGGUCAUCACCGUGUCCCCUUACGCCCUCACACAAGUGACAGGUCCUUACAACAGCUGGACUUAGGCAACACACACACACGCGCACACACACACACACACACACACUGUGCUUAUUUAUGCCUUACCUCAAUCAACUUGAGACUGCUUGUCAUUUAUUUUCUACCUGGUUUUAAUCACGCUCUACAAAAAGCCGCUUGAGUAUUUAUUAUACAUCCUUAAUUUUAAGACGAAUGUUUUUUUUUCUUGUGCUCACUCGUAAGACAAGCACGGUAGCAGAAUGACUGUGUCUCGAUAGAUUUUUUUUUUAUUAUUCCUAUUCGUGCCACUAGUACUACCUGAAGCUUGUUAUCGAAUAUGAAAAAUCUUCCACAGCUUUCCAUAUUAAAAGAGAACGGAUGUGCACAGGUUCACCACACUAAAGCCGUUAGUAUGCCAAAGUUGUCAAACGAGCGUGCAGAAAUUUGUUCUACGAGUGUUCUGAAGUCGUACCCGUUUUCUGGUAGGGGGAAAAAAAAUGACACAGUCAUUAUAGGAUAUCGAAUAAAUACUCAACCGGCUCGCUUUGUGCUCCCUCGUCUUCCUCUGAUCUUUUUUCCCCAUUUAACUGUGAGUUUUAUGUUUAUAAAAGAGAUGGUGCUUUGAAGCAUUUUUAAGUUUUUUUUUUCCAACUGCUUUUAUAUAUACAGUAUACAUACAAUAUAUAUGUAUACACAUGAUAAAGAACAAAAAAAGGUGAUUAUUUAUUUCUGAUCAUUUCUAUUUAAUUCCUGGUGUUAAGCCUGUUUACUGCAAGAUAACCUGUUGCUUCAGAAUCAGAAUGACGGUGGUACCUUGCUUUUGUUUCGAGUUCAGUGCCAUUCUCACUGUGCACACGCUAUACUUCACGCUUCUAUUUUACUUGGGAUGAUCUCAUGUAGCAAACUGGCUUCACGCAUUUGCUCCCCUCAUGAAAGAAACUGAUUUGUCGUCUGGAAGGUUUCUCAGAAGCACUUUUUUUUUUCUUCCAUUUUCUCUCAAGCCUCACUUGAAAAAUUGUCCCAAACCUAAUUAUGUAUGUACAGAUAGGGAUUUUUAUAUAUGAAUAUAUUUUACAGUAUUCUUCCUUUUUUUUUUUAACACUUAGCAUUCAGAGCAAUUAUGAUUUUUUUUUUGUCUACAACAAAGUGCUUAUCAUGACUGGCACUUAUUUUAUGUGUUCACUUUCUUGGAAAAUCGGAAUUAUCAGAGUUGGGAUGAUAGGAUUUUGGAACUUUUUCUGACUCGCUGUAUAUUUGAUUGAUGCCUGUUGAAACGCCAACAUGUUGCCAGUUUGUACUGUACAGUGCAAACGUAUCGAUUUUCACCAUCUUAACCAAAUUUGUUUUUUUAAAUGUUGACACCAUCAUCCAUCUAAGCAAUUUCAGACAAUUUCACACUUCCUUCACAGCAUAUGACGGAGUCUAAAUAAGGCGAUUUUGUUUUAUUUUAAAUUGUCAUUUUAAGGACUCUUGAUCGAAUUCUGUACAAAUGUCACACGGCUGGUGCUGUAAUUUCUUCGUGGUGCUCAUAGGACAAGUUAGUUCACUGACUCAACUUGGUUUUAUACAAUAUGGAUGGUGCUCUUUUUAAAAUGAAAAAAAAAAAUGUAUUGGAGUCUCUACAAAUGUAGUUUUAAUGCUGUUGCAACACACACUUGAUCAUGAUGUAUUUUUAAAGUUAGAUAAAAAUCAUAGUCCAGUUCCAAUGUCUUCCGGAACAACAAACACACAAUAAAAUGAAUGUAAGCAUGUUUGAAAUCAGUUGAUUUACAGGAAAACCCCUUUGCAAAUGAAAACACGUUUUGAUUUAUUUUAUCAGUCACAAUAUGACAUUUUUUUCCCAUCAAUUACGAGCUAUCACCAGCAUUAAAAAAACUUGGGGGGAAAAACUUUUUACUUGUUAAUAUUCUGUGUAAAUACGUAUGUGAACUAUAUUGUUUUUACUGUACUGUGUGUAGACGUUGGAUGCUCUUGCUUAUUUUGCAACAGAAUUACUGUAUGUGGCAAAAAAAGAUUAUAUCCAUUUUAGACUUGAGAAGAGACUACAUUUUGCAUUUCUUUUAUGGAUGUCUGAUCUUUUGGGGGAUUGUGAAAUAAAGUCAUAUUUAUAUUUUUGACUCAA
Messenger RNA from Syngnathus acus (greater pipefish), 8096 nucleotides. It is a transcript of the gene tet1, whose product is annotated as tet methylcytosine dioxygenase 1. The record is from RefSeq and is a predicted model, not a curated record. Gene Ontology annotation, cellular component: nucleus. Bases 2020 to 6021 code for a protein of 1333 amino acids. Lineage: Eukaryota; Metazoa; Chordata; Actinopteri; Syngnathiformes; Syngnathidae. Gene Ontology annotation, biological process: positive regulation of transcription by RNA polymerase II; oxidative demethylation. The transcript has 11 exons. Gene Ontology annotation, molecular function: DNA 5-methylcytosine dioxygenase activity.